AUGCUUCUGCGAGAAAUGGAUGGUGAUCCAUUCCAUCCCAUGCCCAACUAUGUGAGUAAAAAUAACAACGAUAUUUGUGGAAAGCGGGACCAGGGCAUGGCGAAGUCUGUAUUGUCCUUUGGUAGCCCGGAAGCUGCCUUUUCCCCUCACAAGUUUGACUACAGCCAGUCUUCCGCUUGUGCUUCUUAUACUGCUGAUCCAUAUUAUGGCGGGGUGUUGGCAGGAUAUGCUUCAAAUGGAAUUGUUCAUCCCCAAAUUAAUGGUUCAGCAAACACUAGGGUACCAUUGCCUUUUGGGCCUGCAGCAGAGGAACUCAUAUUUGUCAAUGCAAAGCAAUACAAUGCUAUCCUCCGGAGGAGGCAAAUACGCGCAAAAUUGGAGGCUCAAAAUAAACUGGUGAAAGGUCGGAAGCCAUAUCUCCAUGAAUCUCGGCAUCGUCAUGCAAUGAAGCGAGUCCGCGGACCAGGAGGCCGUUUCCUCAACAAAAAGGAGCUCCAGGAGCAGCAGCAGAAUUCUCUGCCUUCACUUCAGACUCCAACAUGCGGGGUCAGCAAAACGGCCUUCGGCAGGAACCUAUGCACUGAAGGCAGCACAUCUCACUCGCCUUCGACGAGCUCUGGGAUCUCGAGUGUUUCAAACGGGAGUGGCAUGCUGGCUCAUCAAGAGCACAUCAGCUUCGCAUCAGCUAACUUCCUCCCCAGCAUGAACUUCCGCGCGGAGAAUGGAGGUGAAAAGAUGGCCGUCAAUGGCGUCCACCACCACACCCCUGUCAUGAGGUGA
Messenger RNA from Miscanthus lutarioriparius, 780 nucleotides. The record is from the annotation of a GenBank genome assembly. Lineage: Eukaryota; Viridiplantae; Streptophyta; Magnoliopsida; Poales; Poaceae.